AUGGCUGCCCCCAUUGAUACGUCGCAUGUGUUUGUGUAACGCUUUGGUGAAUAGACUUGCCUUCGGUGGUCUUCUUAAUAUACAGUCUCCGCGUCACUCUGUUACACACAAAGCGUUUGCUUUUCCCCUGGUCUUCAGAAACAUGAAAACAAAAUCUUCUUCUCACAAAUCUGAGAACACGUACAGGUUUCUUACCUUCUCAGAACGACUGAGCAAUGUAAAUAUUGAUAUCAUCCAUCGCAUUGACCGAACAGGGAGCUAUGCUGAAGAGGUUGAAACCUAUUUUCAUGAAGGACUUGAGAAAUGGAGAGAGCUGAACCUCACUCAGCAUUUUGUGACAUUCUACAGGGAAGUCAUCAACAAAUGCCAGUCUUUCAACCAACUAGUAUAUUAUCAGAAUUAUAUUGUACAAAGCUUGAAAACUCACCUGCAGUUGAAAAAUAGUCUUGCUUUUCAGCCCCUUUUGGAUUUGGUGGUUCAGUUGGCACGUGACCUACAGGCAGAUUUCUAUCCUCACUUUCAAGACUUUUUUCUGUCCAUUACAAAAUUAUUGGACACUCAGGACACUGAGCUGCUAGAAUGGGCCUUCACCUCCCUUUCCUAUCUUUACAAAUACUUAUGGAGGCUAAUGGUCAAGGACAUGUCCAACAUUUAUGGGUUGUACAGCACCCUUUUGGCCCACCACAAACAACAUAUCAGGAAUUUUGCAGCAGAAAGCUUCACUUUUCUGAUGAGAAAGGUUUCCGAUCAAAAUGCUCUUUUAAAUUUAAUGUUCCUUGACCUCGGAGAGCACCCACAAAAAGUGGAAGGAGUGGGGCAGUUACUUUUUGCAAUGUGCAAAGGUGUCAGAAACAUGUUUCAUUCCUGUGCAGAAAAGGCUAUCACAUUAAUUCUGAAAAAGAUGGGCCCAGUUACAGAAACAGAAGUUGCCCUUCCUUGGAUCUCUGUUGAAGAGGCUUUCAAAUCCAUGGUGAAGUCUGCUGCCGGUUUUGUUUCCAGAGAGCAUUUUGAUGUUUUAUUCAGAUGCUUGCAGGAAUCAGUAGUCACACUGCAAGAGAAGAUCACCAAGGACAACUGCUGUGACGCUUCUGAGCAGAUUGAAAGGAUACUGCAAGUGUAUUUUACCUUAAUAGACUAUGCACAUGGAUCCAAAAUACCUCAACCUGAAGAAGUUUGUAAGACGUUUAUACAGUUGGCAAGCAUACCUGACCUCUCAGUUCCCUGCCGUAAUACUCUCCUCCCAGAGUGCAUUUCUGCACCUUGCUCCAUACACUGCUGAGAAUGCUGUGCAUUGUUAAAUGGAUUCUUUACAGACCAAAGAGAGCAAGUGGAA
Molecule: messenger RNA, 1333 nt
Organism: Sphaerodactylus townsendi
Lineage: Eukaryota; Metazoa; Chordata; Lepidosauria; Squamata; Sphaerodactylidae
Product: small subunit processome component 20 homolog
Exons: 10
Coding region: 26-1279 (417 amino acids)
Cellular component (GO): 90S preribosome; nucleolus; small-subunit processome
Source: RefSeq, a predicted model, not a curated record